AUGUGGGCUGCUUUCCCUCUGCUUCCGCAGGGCUCCUGGCGGGUGGCGGUGACCAAGUGGGUCCCGGGACUAGUGGCGAGGACUGCUAGGACUAUCUUGGUGAACUUGUGGCCAGUCCAACCAUCCAUGCUUCACAUCCCUGUUAUCCUUGGUCACCGUCCAAGAUCAAUGUAUGGAGAUGAGAUGUGGUCUGAUGGACUGUAUGACAAAGUACCUCCUCAGAAUGUCCACAGUGAUGAAUCUGGCCUGAGGAUAACAAAAGAUGAUCUUUCUGCAAGCCAGAAUGCCCACAGUGAUGAAUCUGACCUGAGGAUAGCAAGAGAUGGUCUUUCUGCAAGCCGACAGUGUGAGUACAGGGAUGUAAAAGAUGAUUGUAGAAGAAAAUGUUCCUCUUCCAAUUAUUCAAGACAGUGGACUCCCCAUAAAGGGACUUCUCAUUUUUUCAGAAAAUCAAGUGUAGGUCAGAAGAACUCCCUGAAUAGCGGAUCUGGAUUCAGUGGAGGGCAUUCCCCAAAACGAAGCAGAUGGUGUUCUUUCCCUUUGUCAGAGCUUAGGCAGUCCAGGCAUGCUUACGUCUCCUACAAAUGGCACAUAGAAGAAAAGCCAGAAGGAGGUCAAAAGAGACCUAGCCAGUCUUUGAAAACAUUAAAAGACACACACCCAUCAAGUUCUUCAGUUCCUUCAUCAGAAAUUUUAAACAAAUUCAACAAGUUUGAUGAAAAGGGUCUUCCUGAAGCUAACAGCAGGCAGGCAGUAGAAAAACUCAGGGUAGCAGAUGAAAGUGACUUACCUAAAAUUUCUGAGUUUGAAGUUGGACUCACAGAACCAUUACUUAUGGAUCAGCCACAGGAACCUGAGUCAAACAGAAGAGAAGGCACAGAAUUAGUUGAUGACCAACUUACUAAUCGCCUUAAAGCAAUAGCAUCAAAAACCCGGGAAAUUGAACAGACAUACCAUCAAGACUGUGAAACCUUUGGGAUGGUGGUGAAAAUGCUGGUUGAAAAAGAUCCUUCAUUAGAAACGUCCAUUCAGUUUGCACUUAGGCAGAAUUUGCAUGAAAUAAGUGAGCGGUGUGUGAAAGAGCUCAGGCAGUUCAUUGCAGAGUAUGAUGCUUCUUAAGAAUUGGUGCUCUAGUAAAAAAGUGGCCCUUGAUUGCUAUUCCAGAAUUGUGUAAAUAUUUCAAAUACAAAAUAUUUGUGAUGAAAGGAAAUACUCCAGUGUCAAAUAAAAUCUAAAAUGGUCACUUUAAAAUAAUCUGUUCAGAAAUCUAUUUCACCUAUAGGGCCUUCUAAUUCAUACACACUCCAGUUUUCAGUGUGUGUCUUAGGCUACUGGGGAGCAACUUUCUGCUCUUACUCAUGUUCUGUCUUCCAAGUACAAGAAUGUGUGGCCCAGGUGUACUUUAUAGAGGUUGAACUUCAUAGUAAAUGAUAGUAUGUGAAAAUGUUAGCAUUUUUGAGUUGUUGUCUUUAUUGACUUUUUCUUAGGCUUUGUUUCUUGUAUUAAAAUUAUCCUACAUUAAAGUUUAUUAUUUUAAGGAA
This is a messenger RNA of Phodopus roborovskii (desert hamster), 1541 nucleotides long. Its product is annotated as periphilin-1. The record is from RefSeq and is a predicted model, not a curated record. Gene Ontology annotation, biological process: protein localization to heterochromatin; negative regulation of gene expression, epigenetic; negative regulation of DNA-templated transcription. Gene Ontology annotation, cellular component: nucleoplasm. Lineage: Eukaryota; Metazoa; Chordata; Mammalia; Rodentia; Cricetidae. The transcript has 2 exons. Bases 1 to 1119 code for a protein of 372 amino acids.